AUGGCCGAACUAAGCCAAUACAGACGGAGAAGUGUGUCUACUCGGACAAUAGUAGCCACCGAGACCACAAACAUCGAGUAUGGCGAAGAUAGAGACACCGGUGAACUUGUGUCCGAUUCCGCGGGCUACGGGGAACCUCCGCCUCCAGCAGACCGGGGUAAAGACGCUUACCUUUUUCUAACUGCCUGUUUUAUACUUGAAGCGUUAGUCUGGGGGUUACCCUUCACUUACGGUGUCUUCCAAGACUACUAUAGUACUCACGAGCCAUUCAAAGGCUCUAGCAACAUUGCUACUGUCGGAACAUGCGCUCUGGGCGUUCUGUAUCUCGAUCUUCCUCUAAUAUUUGCAAUCUUGCAAGCCAAUCAAAACUAUCUUCGAGUUGCGUGCAGCUUUGGAGUAGUGCUCAUGGCCGUGUCUCUUGUCAUCAGCUCUUUUGCAACAAAUGUAGCCACGCUCAUUGGUGCUCAGGGCAUCCUAUACGGCCUUGGAGGUAGUAUAUCUUAUUCAACGUGUCUUCUCUUGAUAGAUGAAUGGUACGUCCAACGCAAGGGUUUCGCAUUCGGCAUUAUGCUAGCUGGUACGGGAUGCGGUGGUACCAUUAUUCCCGUCAUCACCCAGCAGCUUCUCAAUCGCUUUGGAUACCAGACCACUCUUCGAGCCUUUGCCGUGGCGAUUGUUAUCCUCGCAGGACCUUUCGUAUACUGUAUGCGGCCACGGCUACCUCCUACGAGUCGUUCGCUCAAAAAUCGAAUUAACAUCAAAUUCAUGACGACAUCUACAUUUAUGUUGCUCCAGCUUUGCAACACGAUCCAAGGUCUUGGGUUCUUCCUCCCGUCCAUUUACCUGCCUAGCUAUGCCGCAUCAAUCGGCGCAUCGCCCAGUGUAGGCUCUCUCUCAGUGCUCCUUUACAAUAUCGCAUCGACAAUUGGAUGCGUCCUCAUGGGGGCGAUCAUCGAUAAAUAUGAUGUCACAACAUGCAGCUUCCUGUCAACUGUUGGAUCUACCAUCGGGGUCUUCGUCAUUUGGGGGUUUUCAACCUCUCUGACGCCACUUUUUAUUUUUGCGGUUGAGUAUGGCAUCUUCGCGGGCAGCUGGGUUGCUACUUGGCCGGGCAUCGUUCGAGCUGUCACGCAGAAGACGAACUCAGCGGAUCCAAGUACGGUCCUAGCAUGGAUAGCUACUGGGAGAGGUCUCGGAAAUGUAAUAUCCGGUCCGCUCAGCGAGGCCCUUCUCCAAGGCUCGCCCUGGAAAGGACAAGCUCAAUACGGCUAUGGUAGCGGCUAUGGAACUGUCAUUGUCUUCACCGGGAUAACCGCGCUGCUGAGCGGAGCCAGUUUUGUGGGUCGACGAGUAGGAUGGAUCUAA
Molecule: messenger RNA, 1365 nt
Organism: Talaromyces rugulosus
Lineage: Eukaryota; Fungi; Ascomycota; Eurotiomycetes; Eurotiales; Trichocomaceae
Exons: 4
Coding region: 1-1365 (454 amino acids)
Biological process (GO): transmembrane transport
Cellular component (GO): fungal-type vacuole membrane
Molecular function (GO): transmembrane transporter activity
Source: RefSeq, a predicted model, not a curated record